Molecule: messenger RNA, 174 nt
Organism: Cooperia oncophora
Lineage: Eukaryota; Metazoa; Nematoda; Chromadorea; Rhabditida; Trichostrongylidae
Source: the annotation of a GenBank genome assembly
AUGGCACUUACUCUCGGCGAUUUGCCUAAAUUCAUCUGCGCCGUACUUUUGCCGCCAGUUGGUGUCUUCUUCGAAAAAGGUUGCGACUAUCACUUGGCGAUCUGUAUUUUGCUCACUAUCCUCGGAUAUAUUCCUGGUAUCAUCUACGCAUGUUAUGUCAUUCUCGCUUAUUAA